UGUUGAAUUUUUUUUUCGUCAGCACCGACUGAGACAUUCUUCUGAUCGUAAUGUUCUGAAGGAGUGUCCACUUCAAAUACUUGGGAUCAUCAUAAGAACAAAUCAUACACUUCGGACGAUCGAGGAUGCCACCAAGAUACGAUGAAGCGCCUGAGCUGGCACCUCAUAAUUUCCCAGAAGUUCAUCACCCACCUUCUGUACCAGAAGUGGCUGCAUACGGGCAACGUCAUACACCUCCGACACCCAUAAAAUUGGAGGAAUUAACGAACCCAUCAACAACGUAUCCAAGCUAUAGGCCACCCGAAAGUUCAACUCACUCGCCGUAUGCUUCAUAUGACUAUCAAUCUGGAUUUGGCCAUGUACCAGCUUCCGACAAAGGAAGAGGCCGAAAACAAAUAUUAGGAUGCUCAGUUUUAGUAUUCACUCUGUCUAUUAUUAUCGCGAUUUUAUCCAUAACCGUCAUAGGGCUGGCGGCGGGAACGGGAGUCGAGGCGAACCGCGCAAACAACGCUGAGGCGCGAUUAGCCGCAUUAAACGCAUCUUCAACUUCCACAGGCUCAGCGCCGGCUUCAAGUGCAUCAGACUUUAGCGAUAUCGACAAUGGAUGCUCUAAAAACUCGGGUGGUGUGUCGGGGACCACUUAUACGACUCACUUCUUCAAUAGAACUACAUUCAAAUUAUAUUGUAACAGUGAUGCGCCGAAUAAUCCACUCUCUUCUCUUUUCGUGGGCAACUUCAACGAUUGCAUAGACGCCUGCGCUUCAUACACCUUCUACCUUGCUUCGGAUUUCACUCAUAUCUCCAAUAUGACCACAGCCUACAAUGCUACCUGCGCGGGUGUCAGCUUUAUCCCCGCGUGGACCAAUCGUACGUUUGCUGAGCAGCAGAAUGCGCCGGGGAAUUGCUAUCUUAAACCUGGGCCGCAGAACCAGACAGCGCUGAACAGCCCUAAUGCGGGCAGUUCCGCGAUACAUGCAGCAAUUUUGGAUAACUAAGUGCAUCAUAAUCCUAAUAAUAUUUUUACGAUUAUGUAUUGGAUGGGACAAUGGAAUGAUGGCGCAUGCAUUUUACAUGAUACCAUAGCGGCAGGUGUCUGGCGUUCACAUGAGGGCUUUUCUGGUGGGAUUAUUUACAGCGACACAUCGGAUGAGAUUUAGGAUCAACGGUCUACUGGCAAGGAGCCUUGCAAUUUGCUAUUUUGGCAGUGGUUGGAAGAGAUCACAUGCAAUUUACUUAAGAUAUAUGA
Hypoxylon trugodes is the source of this 1246-nucleotide messenger RNA. RefSeq lists its product as uncharacterized. Bases 126 to 995 code for a protein of 289 amino acids. Lineage: Eukaryota; Fungi; Ascomycota; Sordariomycetes; Xylariales; Hypoxylaceae. The record is from RefSeq and is a predicted model, not a curated record. The transcript has 3 exons.